Messenger RNA from Fusarium odoratissimum NRRL 54006, 802 nucleotides. RefSeq lists its product as uncharacterized. The transcript has a single exon. The coding region runs from base 78 to 605 and encodes 175 amino acids. NCBI's taxonomy places the organism in Eukaryota, Fungi, Ascomycota, Sordariomycetes, Hypocreales, Nectriaceae. The record is from RefSeq and is a predicted model, not a curated record.
CAAGUACUUGCACACGCACAUGGACUUAACUUGCUCAUUCAUAAGCUCUUAAUAAGGUCCUACCAUCUUGUCAAAUCAUGCCUUUCUAUGAAGUCCACCACUCUUGUCCUUUCACACAGGACCAACGUCAAAGCCUAGCAACCGCAAUUACAAGGCUUCACUGCGAAGCCUUCAAUACACCAGCAUUCCUGGUCCAUGUACGCUUCAUCGCAGAAGACAACACCGACAACACUUACUUCGUCGCUGGAAAGUCACAUCCUCUAUCAUCGAACCGCAUCUCUGGAAACGUUCGCACGUCUGCAGCCCGAUCGAAAGCAGAUUUCGAUGAGCUUGGUGCCAAGAUCGAAGCAGCUUGGUACGAAACGCUCCAAGUCACGUCGCCACCUGAGAAGUCAACUUGGAGCGAGGAAGAUGAGAAGACGAGGUUAAUUAUGGUGAAAUUCGUACCGCUAGUCACGAUUCGAGAGGGAGGAAUGGCUGCGCCUCAGGCCGGCGAGGAAGAAGCCUGGCUUAAAGAGCAGCUACCUCAUAUCGAGAGCAUGGCUGAAAAAGGCGUUGAGGAAUUCAUUGACUUCUGGAAUGAAGCCAAGGGGAACAAGGGUUAAUGAGCGAUAUUUGGUAAGGAUAAGAGGGUGAUUGAAGAGCCGUAUGUUGUGGAAUCCGCGGUGGAUAAAUUAAAACCUAAAUAACAGCAACCUGUUGGUGCAUCAGGCAAAGCAAGAAUUGACAUUGAUAGAUAGCUAUAGCACUAUCUGGGAAUUCUGAGGGGAAUAUUCUAAUAAUAAACCCCUAUUAGUACCUG